UUCAUAUAGUUUAUGAGUUUUUCAUUUGACUUUAUUGGAUGGGAUAAUGUACCUGUUUAUUUUAAUUAACAACCCUAUUGCGAUAGUCACAGGUGCUGUUAUCAACCUUUAUAUUCAUAUGGAGAGCAUCAUUGGAGAAACAGUUAUUCUCCCUUGUGAAAACAAACAAGGCAAUUUCAGUGGAGUUCAAUGGGCUCGUCGAGACAAAAAUACUAAAAUCUACUUUACAACUGUAUACACCGAUGGGUGGAGAGUUAAUACAGAUUUGCAGAUUUACGAGAGACUAAAGAUCGUUGGCGCGAGAGGUGGGAAAGAUUAUGGAUUACAAAUAUCAAGUGUAACAAUGUUGGAUUCUGGGUUAUACAGAUGUGCAGUGGAUACCAAAACUAAUCUGACUUAUCAUUUUGUUACUUUGGAAGUUAAGGAUAAAUACGAGGACCUGAGAACCGUUCAAUUUACGACGAACAUAGAUGAUAGUCGAGUUUUUUCAUCAGUUCCUAUUGUUUCCAUCCUCUCGAUUCCGUCAUUUAUAGUGGUCAUGUUAGCAUUGAUUGCAGCAAUUAGACUAUGUCAAACAAGACAUACGAACAAAGUAUUAUGUUUACCAGUGAACAAUCAACCGGUCGGUAUUGACGAAGUACAGCAAAGUGAAAAUCAUUAUGAUGAGAUCGAUUAUGAGGAGAUGUCUUGCGAAGUUCAAAACAAUUCUUUGAGUGAUACUUCAUCUUACCUGAUCCCCGUUUCAGGAAAUGUCGAAACAAUACUCUUGAAUGAGGAAAACUCUUUGACAGGGCCAUCACAGGAAAUCGACGGGAAUAGCCAAGCAAACGUUUCGGAACAUACCUACGACUAUUCCUACGUUAGCAAUCUUUAUCAACCACUCACUGAACAUUGGGGAAGUUACUGUCGUACGUAUGCACAAUGUCCACCAUGUCAACCUGUUAGUGGUUAUCACAACAUUGCUGACCCAAGUCAAAUUUGCAAUAUGUAUCAGCAUCUGUUGCCGAUAAGAGAAGACGCUAAACACGUCUAUAGCUAAAACAAAAUUAAUAUAUAAGAUGUACAUAUAAUACGAGGAGCAGAUUUUCGUUUACCUUCAUUUAGCUUUGUUAAAAUUUGAAGCACUCGAUAAUUAUGGCUGCAGGAUUAUUAUUAUUGAUAUUGUAAAUAUUGGUAUGUACUUUUCUGUUUUUAAAUAAACAAUCAUAUUUUCA
This is a messenger RNA of Mytilus californianus (California mussel), 1214 nucleotides long. RefSeq lists its product as uncharacterized. Bases 47 to 1039 code for a protein of 330 amino acids. The transcript is spliced from 4 exons. The record is from RefSeq and is a predicted model, not a curated record. NCBI's taxonomy places the organism in Eukaryota, Metazoa, Mollusca, Bivalvia, Mytilida, Mytilidae.